CCUCGGCCGCUCGCUCCGCGGCCAGCGCGCCCUCCGCCAGCCUCCCCGCGCGCACCAUGCGCCGCCGCCAGCUGCCGCUCGUCCUGCUGGCGCUGGUCCUCUGCCAGGCGCCCCGGGGCCCGGCCGCCCCGCUGCCGCCGGGCGCGGGCACCGUGCUGGACAAGAUGUACCCGCGCGGCAACCACUGGGCCGUGGGGCAUCUGAUGGGAAAAAAGAGCACGAGAGAGUCCCCGGAUGUUUCUGAGGGGGGGAGUCUGAAGCAGCAGCUGCAGUACAUUCUUUGGGAAGAAGCUGCAAGGAAUUUGCUCAACCUCAUUGAAGGAAAGGGGACCGGAAGCCAUCAGUCCCCCCGGAGGGAGCUCCUGGCCAUGCGACAGUCUGCUUGGGAUUCCCAGGAUGACAAUGACUUUAAAGUUGUAGGUUCAAAAAGUAAAGGUUCUCAACGUGGCGGAAGGGACCCCCAGCUGAACUGACAGACAGCAUCAGCCUCUCUCCAAGAAGCAAAGCAAAACUCUUAAGAGACUGCGAUCUGCUGGUAUCAAUGCCACUGGGUCAUCAAUGAGAUUUCCUUUGUGCAAAACACUUAACUAUUCCUGUAUCUUUCAACCUUGACUAAAUUCACAAUUUUCAAGUGACAUCUUCUGCUUUGAACUUGUUGGCUGUGAAUAAUGUCCAUUAAGAGUCUUCCAAAUAAUGCUCUUUACGUCUAGGCUAUUUGUCCAUUAGAGUCUAGCCCCCAACCUGUUACCACUCACAAUAAAAAUGU
Messenger RNA from Hyaena hyaena (striped hyena), 766 nucleotides. It is a transcript of the gene GRP, whose product is annotated as gastrin releasing peptide. The record is from RefSeq and is a predicted model, not a curated record. The coding region runs from base 57 to 473 and encodes 138 amino acids. Gene Ontology annotation, molecular function: neuropeptide hormone activity. The transcript has 3 exons. Gene Ontology annotation, biological process: neuropeptide signaling pathway. Lineage: Eukaryota; Metazoa; Chordata; Mammalia; Carnivora; Hyaenidae.